AUGGGUAGCGUGACCGAGCGCGUGGACUCGCUGAUCGCCGCGGGGGACCUGGACUCCGUCGCGGGCGUCUGCGACGAGUUCGAGAUCGUCGCCGGCGGCGCCGGCAACGUCCCGGAAUGGCCCCACGCGACGCACGUGCUGUCGCGGAUGCUCGCGGGCGAUCUGGAGCGCGCGCGAUGCGUGCUGGAGCGCGCGCCCGAGCACCUGCGCGAGCGCGAUCCCGAGCUCCGCGCGGUCCACGCCGUGCUCGCGGCCAUGCUCGACCGCGACCAACCCGCGGUGCACGCGGCCGCGGCCGCGCACGCGUGGUCGCCGCGGUGCGCGCCCCUCGCGGCGUCGUUGAUCGAGAGGUACAGGGCGGCGACGCUGGAUCUGCUGUCGCGCGCGUACACCACCGCGUCGUGCGCGCACGUCGCCGCGUGCCUCGGCGUGAGCGUCGAGGAGGCCGCCGCGCAGGGCGUCGGGAUGGGGUGGAGCCUGGGCGAGGACGGCAUGUUCGGGGUGGUGCGGCGGAAGGUGGACGACGAGGCCGAGGCGCUCGGCAUGGACGCCGUGGAGAAACUCUCGGCGCUGAUGGUGCACGUCACCGACAUCGCCGGGCCGGACGAGGACGAGGAGUGA
This is a messenger RNA of Micromonas commoda, 621 nucleotides long. RefSeq lists its product with no specific name. The transcript has a single exon. Gene Ontology annotation, biological process: COP9 signalosome assembly; protein deneddylation. The coding region runs from base 1 to 621 and encodes 206 amino acids. Lineage: Eukaryota; Viridiplantae; Chlorophyta; Mamiellophyceae; Mamiellales; Mamiellaceae. Gene Ontology annotation, cellular component: COP9 signalosome. The record is from RefSeq and is a predicted model, not a curated record.